This is a messenger RNA of Drosophila virilis, 2189 nucleotides long. RefSeq lists its product as uncharacterized. Gene Ontology annotation, molecular function: structural constituent of chitin-based larval cuticle. The record is from RefSeq and is a predicted model, not a curated record. NCBI's taxonomy places the organism in Eukaryota, Metazoa, Arthropoda, Insecta, Diptera, Drosophilidae. Gene Ontology annotation, cellular component: chitin-based extracellular matrix.
CAGCUGAGUAAACGGACGUGCGAGACGCUGCAAGCGCCAUUGAGAGAUCGGGCCAACCAACCCAUAUAUAUAUAUAUAUAUAAAUAUAUAUUAUCGUUUGACGAGCAUCGGAAGUGCAGGCGUCGGCGGAACCAAUUAAAUUCGAAAAGGCAGAAAUUCGACUAUUAACGGCGCAUCUUUAGGCGCAAUUUUUCGUUCGACUUCAACGCGCUCUGGCGUGAUGUUGCUGGCAGUUGCAGCAGCACCAAGAGAAGCCUCUGCUAAAAAUCGUGUAUACGCACCGUUAUCUUUUGUUUAAAACUAAACAAAAACAAAUCGUUUGGUGCAGCAACCGUGUAAAAUACAGCGACAAAUUAAUAUUUAUUUGUGUAAACUAAGUGUAUUUUUAAUUGUUGUGCGUCGGUCGUAAGCUGUAACAAGGAACAUCGAAUAAAUCAUGUGGCUGCAGAGCAUACAUUUGCUGGCAUUGGUAGCGUUGGCAGCCGCCUCGUGGGGUGAUGCGAGUCAAAGUCAGUACCAUAUUCAAACGGAUGAGGGACCCGAGAGGUACUUCCGCUUUCAGACCGACAAUGGACAAUUCCGCAAGGAGAAACGUCUGCAGGACGGCACAGUCAUUGGCACAGAGGCCUGGAUCGACGCUGCUGGCUUUUUGCGACAGAAGGAUUACAUAGCCGAUAAGGAGGGAUAUCGUAUUCUCAAAUCAAAGACUAUAUUUGUGGGCCAAGGCAGGGGCAUUGAGGAGGCCAUAAAAUCCACGAAAUCGGCGCCGGCUCAGUCUGGCAUUCUGGUUGACGGUAAUGUGGGUGGCAAUAGUGUAGCCGGUGGCUAUAGAAAACAUGGAUAUGGCUAUAGCAGCACUACUUCAACGACCACGCCCCCGCCGCCACUUUAUGAGCCACCAAAUUUGGCCACUGCAAAUCUGGGCUCAGGCGUAGGUAAGCUCAACUAUUUGCCACCCGAACAGGCCGCCAAGAUACAGCCACAAACGCAACUGGGAUUUGAUCACUAUCCGGACGAGUUGCCCCGAGCACGUGACCAGCUGCUAAGCGGCAAGGUGCACAUUCAGCCGAAUGCGGAGGCCAUUGAUGACAUCAAUGCAAUUAAUGUAUACGAUGAGGAAGCAGAUCAUGGUUUUGCGCCGGGUCGUUUCGCCUCUGUGAUUGGCUCAACGACGCCUCGUCCGCCCGUGCUGAUGUCUGCGCCCGCCUUAUCCAUGCUGCCGCCUUUGAGCACCCAGCGCAGACGUCUACGACCGCGCCCAACGGCCAUCGGCAUAGUACCCACGACACCUGCGCCCAUUGCAGCUCAGGCUCCCUUUGGUUACUCCACGCCCGCUCCAUUCGCUGCGCCGCCCUCCGUUUCCGAUACCAGCUAUCACUAUGCGCCCACAGCCACGCCCGCCAGCAAUGGAUAUGGUUACUAUGCGCCCAACUUACCGCUGGAUGUGAAUGCUUUGGAUGCUUCUUUGCUGCCACCAUUGCCAGAUCGGGCGUACCGCCGGCGUCUGCGUCCGCUGCAUAACAACAAUCUGGAUGCCUCAGACUAUGAUGGUGUAAGCGUGACGCGCAACGGUUUUCGCUAUGUGUUACCCAAGCAGUAUCAUGAGGAAGCCCAGGUGGAUGACAAACGAGCGGGUAGCUUUGGCUACGUAGAUCCCUUCCGCAUACGCCGCGUCGUCUACUACAAUGCAUCGCCAGGACGUGGCUUUGUGCAUCGCAAUAACAAUCAGUAUGUAGGUGCGAAUGGAGCGCCCUACGAUGAUCCCGGUCCAGCGCAGUUGGUGAACGAGUGAACGUGAUAGGAACGAUUAAACGAUUGCAAAGUGUCCUUGUCGUAGCGCUAGCGGUGCUACAAUUAAUCAAUACCAAUACACAAACUGCCCCACUUCCUUCACAAAGCACCAAAACUAACCGAACAGCCUCAACUUUAGAAAGAAGUGACUAGCGCCAUGUGAGGGGUGUUCACUCACUGAAAGUACUUUUUAAAAUGGGAAAUUUUCAAAAGCGUUAAGCAGUGAAUACCCUUAAUGGAAAGGCAUCACUUAUUAAUCUGUACAUAACCACGCUUUAAACAUUUUCACAAACACACGACAAAACAAACAAAACGAAUAUCUGUGUUAAUUAAUUUAAUACUUAUAUAUAUUUAUAACUUAAUUUAUAAAUAAUCCAUUGUGCAAUUUGCGCCUAGAA